AUGGCUCUGGUCCAAAAGUAUGGAAAACCUGAUCUUUUCCUUACGAUGACCUGCAAUCCAAAUUGGCCUGAAAUUAAAGCUGAGUUGCUACCUGGACAGUCACCACAUGAUCGUCCUGAUUUGCUAACAAGAAUAUUUGAUUCAAAAUUUGAUGAGAUAAAGACCGACAUUCUUACAAAACAUGUACUCAGAAAGGUUCUGGCAUAUGCAUAUGUUAUUGAGUACCAGAAAAGAGGCUUACCACAUGCCCACAUGGUCAUUAUUUUGGAUGAAAAUGAUAAGUUACGCACUCCUGAUGAUUAUGAUAACAUUAUCAGAGCUGAAAUUCCAGACAAGAGAUUAGAGCCUAGAUUAUACAGUGUAGUUUUGAAACACGUGAUACAUGGCCCAUGUGGAAUGUACAAUGAACGAUCCUCAUGUAUGACAAAUGGUCGUUGCAAAAAACGUUUCCCAAAGCCAUUUUCUUCAAUUACUACACUUGGAAACGAUUCAUAUCCUAUUUAUCGAAGAAGAGAAUGGGAGUCAGUUCCUGUAGAGAGUAAUCCAAGCGUCUUAGUGGAUAAUAGUUGGGUCAUUCCAUACAACCCAUGGUUGCUCUUGAAAUAUGAUUGUCAUAUCAAUCUUGAAAUUUGUAGUAGUAUUACAAGUGUGAAGUAUUUAUACAAAUAUGUUUAUAAAGGGCCUGACCGUGUUGCACUAGAAGUUCGUCAAGGUCCUAAUUAUGACGAAGUACAACAGUUCAUAGAUGGAAGAUGGGUUUGUGCUCCAGAAGCAUUGUGGAAAAUAUUCAAAUUCUCAAUGACCAAAAUGACUCAUAGCGUAGAACGCUUCCAAAUACACUUACCAAAUAAGCAGCAAGUGAGGUUUUAUACGUUCCAAGACAUCGCAAAUGUUUUAGGCGAUGAGUAUUAUUCCAGAACAAUGCUUACCCAAUUCUUUCAAUUAAAUGUUGAUGAUGAAACUGUAAAUCGAUCCUUAUAUCGAGAGAUAUUGCAACACUAUAGAUGGUGCAAUAGUGCAAAGAUUUGGCAGUUGAGAUUGAACCAUCAAAGGGUAAUUGGUAGAAUUUACACAGUUUCGCCAUCAGAAGGGGAGAGAUUUUACUUGAGAAUUUUACUCAAUCAUAUCCGAGGACCAAAAUCAUUCGAUCAUUUGUUAAUGGUUAAUAGAAUUGUGUACCCAACUUUUAAACAAGCAGCUGAACAUCAUGGUUUGUUAGAGCAUGAUGAUAGCAUACGACAAUGUUUGUUAGAAGCUGCAACCAUGCACAUGCCAUCAGCUUUAAGGAGAUUAUUAGUUACAAUUUUGGUUUACUGUGUGCCAACGGGGGUGCGAAGUUUGUGGGAUGAAAUUUAUCCUUACUUGAUUGAAGAUUACAUAUCUUCAAAACAGUAUGAAUAA
This is a messenger RNA of Camellia sinensis, 1401 nucleotides long. NCBI's taxonomy places the organism in Eukaryota, Viridiplantae, Streptophyta, Magnoliopsida, Ericales, Theaceae. The record is from RefSeq and is a predicted model, not a curated record.